AUGCUCAAGCCCUGGCAGCAGGUCGAGGGCGGCCGGAGAGGAUGCUCAAGCCCUGGCAGCAGGUCGAGGGUCGCUGGGGAGGAUGCUCAGGCCCUGGCAACAGGUCGAGGGCGGCCGGGGAGGAUGCUCAAGCCCUGGCAGCAGGUCGAGGGUCGCUGGGGAGGAUGCUCAGGCCCUGGCAGCAGGUCGAGGGCGGCCGGGGAGGAUGCUCAAGCCCUGGCAGCAGGUCGAGGGUCGCUGGGGAGGAUGCUCAGGCCCUGGCAACAGGUCGAGGGCGGCCGGGGAGGAUGCUCAAGCCCUGGCAGCAGGUCGAGGGUCGCUGGGGAGGAUGCUCAGGCCCUGGCAACAGGUCGAGGGCGGCCGGGGAGGAUGCUCAAGCCCUGGCAGCAGGUCGAGGGUCGCUGGGGAGGAUGCUCAGGCCCUGGCAACAGGUCGAGGGCGGCCGGGGAGGAUGCUCAAGCCCUGGCAGCAGGUCGAGGGUCGCUGGGGAGGAUGCUCAGGCCCUGGCAACAGGUCGAGGGCGGCCGGGGAGGAUGCUCAAGCCCUGGCAGCAGGUCGAGGGUCGCUGGGGAGGAUGCUCAGGCCCUGGCAACAGGUCGAGGGCGGCCGGGGAGGAUGCUCAAGCCCUGGCAGCAGGUCGAGGGUCGCUGGGGAGGAUGCUCAGGCUCUGGCAACAGGUCGAGGGCGGCCGGGGAGGAUGCUCAGGCCCUGGCAGCAUGUCAGGGGGCUGGGGAGAUGCUCAGGCCCUGA
Molecule: messenger RNA, 750 nt
Organism: Procambarus clarkii (red swamp crayfish)
Lineage: Eukaryota; Metazoa; Arthropoda; Malacostraca; Decapoda; Cambaridae
Source: RefSeq, a predicted model, not a curated record